AUGGCAAGCACUUUGCGUCUGGAAGCGCUCUUCGAGGUUAAGGACCGUUGGGUCGCCAUUACUGGUGCAGGUGAAGUACCAUCCAAGGAGAACAAUUGGCUUAAUAUUGACAUGUCGCUAUCAGCUAGCGGUAUAGGUCACGUCAAUGAGCGUUCCUUGGAGGCAGUUAAGACCGAGCUUCAGCAGCUCAGCCAAUCUGAGGAGUUACCUCCAACCUCUAUAGUCACGAUACAUGGAGACCUUUCCAGCGAGGCAGGUGUCACAGCAGUCGUCGCCGCGAUCAAGUCAAUUCGCAAUUCGCUUGAUGCUCUCAUACAUUGCGCCGCGGUCCGUUACAUGAACGAUAUCACUUAUAAGCCUGGCGGCAGUCUGGACAACCUUGAAGAAGCAUCUCUGUCUGCACCCUAUCAAGGCUGGGAACAAACAUUUCGCCUGAAUGUGCUUGCGCCAUAUUAUCUGACUGCGGGUCUAGUACGCUUGUUAGGCACAGCAGCCGCGAGAGGCGACGGGCGAGGCUGCGUGAUUAUGCUAAGCAGCCCAGCUAGUGUGCAUAAUCAUCAAUUUGUGCCCUGUUAUCAGACAUCUAAAGCAGCAGUUGAUCAUCUUGUACGGAUCAUGGCGGCGGAGUUCGCAGACUACUACAUUCGCGUCAAUGGAAUUUCACCAGGCAUCGUGCCUUCCGGAAUGACAACAACAGAUGCCAAUUCAAACCUCCAUUUAGCGGCGGAAGCACCAGCUGGCCGAGCAGGGAACGAAAAAGACAUGGUAGGGACCAUGCUGUGGUUAAUCAGCAAGGCGGGCGCUUUUAUGGACGGCAAGGUUAUCAGAGUUGAAGGUGGCCGGCUUCUUAUUCUUCGAGGAGCAACAUGUCAUUCAGGUUGA
Molecule: messenger RNA, 882 nt
Organism: Aspergillus piperis CBS 112811
Lineage: Eukaryota; Fungi; Ascomycota; Eurotiomycetes; Eurotiales; Aspergillaceae
Product: SDR family NAD(P)-dependent oxidoreductase
Exons: 4
Coding region: 1-882 (293 amino acids)
Source: RefSeq, a predicted model, not a curated record